CGAGCUGAGCGAGCGAGCGCGGCCCGGGCGAGCCGCGCAGCCUCCGCCGUCCCCAGCGCGGCAACAUCUCAGUCGCCCUCUUCACCAGCGCCACUUCGCCUCCUCAGCUCUCCUCUCCGCUCUGAAUCCUCCUCGUGGGAGCACCGCUGGACAGACGGAAGAGCGAGCGGCUGGACGUGGAGCAGGUGAUUUGCAUUUAGGUAACGCUCGCAAGAAAACGGCCGAGUGACACGGGACAUCCAUCAUAAUGGAACAGGGUUACUCGCGCGAGGCCUACGACAGGCACGUGCGUAGCCAGGACCGCUCGGUGGUGAACAAGGUGCAGCAGAAGUUCUGGAGGACGAAGCAAGUGCUCAUCCGCGCCACGGGCAAGAAGGAGGACGCGCACGUGGUGGCCGGAGAUGCAGCUCUCGACUCCAAGCUCGGGGUCUUCCACUCCAUACAGAGGACUUGUUUUGACCUCCUGAAGGUGGUGGAGCGCUACCAGAAGAGGCUGUGUGCUCUGUCCCAGGAGGAGAAUGAGAUGGGCCGAUUCCUCAAGCAGCAGGGGAACCAGGACAAGACACGAGCCGGGAAGAUCAUGCACGCCACUGGAAAGAACCUCUGCUACUCCUCCCAGCUGAGGCUGAGCCUGCGCCACCCGCUGUCGCGGCUCUACCAGGACGUGCACACGUUCCGCUGCCGCGCCGUGGCCGACACAUGGCUCACGAUGCAGCGCAUGGAGGAGGCGCGCACCGAGUACCGCGGGGCGCUGCUCUGGAUGAAGGAUGUCUCGCAGGAGCUCGACCCCGACACCUACAAACAGCUCGAGAAGUUCCGGCAGGUGCAGGGGGAGGUGCGAGCGAGCAAGAUGCGCUUCGACAAGCUCACCAACGACGUGUGCCAGAAGGUGGACCUGCUGGGGGCGAGCCGCUGUAACCUGCUCUCCUCAACGCUCACCGCCUACCAGAGUGCACUUCUGCAGUUCUGGGAGAAGACGGCCUCCAUGAUGUCUGCGGUACAAGACUGCUUCAAGGGAUACCAGCCGUACGAGUUCACCACCCUCAAGAGCUUGCAGGACCCAAUGAAGAAGUUGUCUGAGAAUCCGACAGAGGAAGAUGCGGACAAGAGAGAGGACAAGGAGGGCGAUGGCCAGGACAUUGACACGCUGGUUUCUCUCGACGAGGGAGGUCUUGCCGAAAGUGCCGGCGGCCAAGAAGAGGGUGGAUACUCGGGCAUGACUUCGGAGCAGAUGGGACAUGCCAAUGCAGUGCUGCUGGCCGAGCUGGGCAACAGUGACAUGCUGGAUUUGCUGGCGGAGCUGGGAGAAGUGGCGGAGGGCGAGGACGGCGAGAAGGACGACCUGGCGCUGCUCAACGAGAUCAUGAAUGCCCCGUCCGACGCCGACUUCGGCUCGGCAUGGCAGGCGGUGUUCGGGGGCGAGCUGUCCCAGUGGCCCAUGCCGUCGCCUGCCGAGCCGCCCCAAAGCGGGGAAGGCGAUGACGGCUGCGGUGGCGGCGGUGGUGGCGAUAACCUGAUGUCGUUGGCGCCCGGCCUGCCAGGCCAGGUCACCGGCACGGCUGGCUUGACCUCUCUCCUCCCGGCUCAAACGAUGGACCCAUCAGGCGCCGGCGGGGGUUUCCUGCCAUCGGAGCUCCUCGACAUGAACUACAGCCGCUCUGUCUCCGGGGCAGGCUGGGACGCGCUGCGACACGAGCAAAUGGGCCCUGGCACCGAACUCAACGUUCCUCUCGCACCACCGGCGGCCCCACCGGGGCACCCGCAGCCAAAAAAAGGUGAGAAGCCCGCGGCGCGAGACAUGUCGGCCUGGUUCAGCCUCUUCGCCGACCUCGACCCCCUCGGGAACCCCGAUGCCGUGGGGCGCACGGACUCGGACCACGAGCUGCUCAACGCCUAAAUCUCCCUGUUGCCAAAACCCCCGCUCCCUCCCUCCUUUUCCCUCUCCGCCGUUGUGGGGGAUGGCUGGGGGUGGAGACGGAAGGGCGGAGGGGAGCAACCGCAGACUAUGCCGCUGUCUCCUCCUUCGGGGAGAGCCUCAUUGUGACCUCUGGGACCGCAGUGCGGUGCUCAUCUCACCGUGGUUACUCGGAGGGCGAGAGUUUGCGGUUGUGGGGGACCAUAGAUGGAGUUCUCGCGGCCGUUGAGGGGGCCGGGUGCCGUUAUUGUCCUGGGAUCUGUUGGGGUCAAAGAUUCAAGUCGGUUUUGGUUGUGUUUAUAUUUUAUUGGACCAACUAUAUUGUAGCGUACGGUGCCUUUAGUUUUUCGACUUGGUCCCACGACGGAAUGUGAUAAUCAUCUUCUAGAGGUAGAGGAUUGCGUGUAAGCCGGAGCACUUGCUUCUGAAGGUCGCGAUCACUGGUUAACCUAAACGCGGGUACCCGAGCUCAACCAACGCCGGCACGCGAUUGGAGCGCGGGCCGGCGUUGGUUAAAACGCUCCUUGGUGUUCACGCUACUGUUUUAUAACACUGCACGUUGCUUUCAGAAUGAUGCACACCGAGUGGCAACGACGCCACCACCCUUUUAACGGUGCCUGAACCGGGCACUCAAGUUUUAGAUAAGGACAUUUAGAUGGAACUUUAUUACAAGCAGAUGGGUGAUAUUUGGGGUUGUUUUUUUGAGGGUCUCGAUCAGAACUUCUGAUGGGACCUCCGGCCACUGUAUUUUAUUGGUUAUAUUUGAAUUGUUGCUUCUUUGGCAACUCAAAUAAGAAAGGCACCGAGUUGCUGUUUGGUUCAUCAUCUGUAUUUGUGCAUCACUCCUGGGGCCUUCUCGGCCCAAGGCUCCCGAAGGCCGCAGGUUUUCGCUGACGUUGAAGGCAGCGUCUCAUCGUAAAUCGCACCGCUCUCUUGUGUUGCAGAGAUUACUUGUGCGCAGAACAGCGACAUCCCCUCUCGGCGUGUUUUGCUCAUUAUGCCAAAGUGUUCAUUUGAAGUGAGAUGUGUUCGUUAUUUGCGACGCUGCUGCUGCUGCUGCGGUGUAAUGCUUGGCACGCUGGACUUGCAAUCCAGAGGUCGCCGGUUCAAUCUCCCGGCACGGCAGUUGACACACCGGUGCAGUUUUUAGAAUCGCCCACCGCCUCUGUCCACCCAGCAGUAUCAAUGGGUCAACUGUUUUAAGACAAUCGGCGGGUCGCGUUCGGUGGGGUAAAGUGUGGGUACUCCCACUUUUUUUUAAGACGUCUGACCAGCGUUAAACGACAGGCCAGAUACUGUACCCUCUGGAGGGGCUCUCGAAAGCUCCCCCUGGUGUCGGCCCUUCCGCCAGCAGUGGCGUUAGCGAACACUUGCAGGGCUGCGCCUACAUCCUAAUUCGUAGGAGUGGAUUCUACUUGCCGGUUCUUCAUCGCAAUCAUAAUAGCCUAUCACCUGGAAAAUAAUGGUUGUACUUCCAUUCAAGUACUUGUUAGAAAUGUUGCGGUUAUACAAUGGUCGACGAAGUGUAAUUAUUUUAACUCUGUCGGCACUAUUUGGGGGUCACCGUGAGCCCGCUUUACACUGUAACCUAAGUCGGAUUUUAGUUUUGCUUAAAAUUCCACGAUGGAAGGGCUUUUGCUAUUUUUACAACUGGAAAAUGUCACUUUGCAUUUUACAUAUGGGCGUUCGGGUGAUACUCUAAAGUUAAAACCUCAUGUAAAGGGACGUCUUGACAACUCAAUUGGGGGGGGGGGGGACAUGGGAGCGGGAGGGGGGGCUGCGUUCAGUGACGCGACCUUCACUUUUUUUACCGAACGUUCCGCGUGUCUCCCGCGCACGUGCCAUUUAAUUUAAAUACCUCCCGACGCGGUUUGUUCUUUCUUCCCCCCCGUAUUGUGGAACGAAAAUAAUAAUAAUGAUAAUAAUUCCGUGGCCUUAGGAGAGAGGAAAAAAAAACAAAGCAUGUCUCUUUUUUUUAACGAACCUCCCCUCUGAGUUUCAUGUGUGCACGAUGCCAGCCCUAGUUCUUGUGCCAAGUGAUGCGUUGGGCACAGUGGCUGUUUGCCUGCCACAUCGCUGCCGUGCCGACGGCUCGUCCUUCUCGCUACUCCGUGUUUCGUUGUCUUGGAGAUGCUCGUCGAAUAAAGCGCUUGGAAUGGGUGUGUGUCAA
Molecule: messenger RNA, 4085 nt
Organism: Lethenteron reissneri (Far Eastern brook lamprey)
Lineage: Eukaryota; Metazoa; Chordata; Hyperoartia; Petromyzontiformes; Petromyzontidae
Gene: ICA1
Product: islet cell autoantigen 1
Biological process (GO): regulation of transport
Cellular component (GO): Golgi apparatus
Molecular function (GO): protein domain specific binding
Source: RefSeq, a predicted model, not a curated record